This is a messenger RNA of Mugil cephalus (flathead mullet), 3969 nucleotides long. RefSeq names its product bone morphogenetic protein receptor, type IBb (gene bmpr1bb). The transcript is spliced from 15 exons. Gene Ontology annotation, biological process: BMP signaling pathway; dorsal/ventral pattern formation; cellular response to growth factor stimulus. Lineage: Eukaryota; Metazoa; Chordata; Actinopteri; Mugiliformes; Mugilidae. The coding region runs from base 752 to 2383 and encodes 543 amino acids. Gene Ontology annotation, molecular function: ATP binding; transforming growth factor beta receptor activity, type I; SMAD binding. Gene Ontology annotation, cellular component: plasma membrane; signaling receptor complex. The record is from RefSeq and is a predicted model, not a curated record.
UGGAAGCCCACAUUUGGGAAAACUCCCCCACAAGAUAGAGGGACGCAUUAAUAAUAAUAUUAAAAAAAAAGAGCGAGAGAGACCUCGGAGUGCAAAUCAAGACAAACUUCUUGGGUCUGGUUGAGCUGCUUUUGGAGCGUAAAGCGGACGAGGAAGACGAGAGCUGGAGCUGCGGGCCCGGGUUCAGUGACAGGAUGCUUUCUGAUGCCCCGCGUUCGGACGAUUCAGCUGAGGGCAGAGGGCAUUUGGAGUCAUACUUGUGAGGCAGUCUGUAAGGAAAUGCGCUGACAGCAGAGCUUUGCAUUUUAAAUCCCUGGGAUAUAGGAGGGCGAGAAGGAGGCUGCAGUGACGAUACAGAAAAGGCUGUGUUUGCAUAGAUCGUAUCGGGUCCUGGCAUUGGUUGCAGGAUUAGAGAGCCAGCCAAAGCAGGUGACAGGUGACAAACCCGUGUCAGCACCUCAUGAAAAAGGACUACAACAUUGGAUUAACUCAACUUCUAUCACAAACAAAAGGCUGUCAGUGUGGAGUAGUGCUGGAGGCAGCGAGGUGACUGCGAGCUGUGGGAAGUUCCUGAGAGCGCGCAGAGGCAGAGUGGCAGCCGCUCACGGAGGAAACCACUUGCGCGCAGAGAGAGAGGGGUUGACUCUCUUCCACGAAAGGAUAUAGAAACUCACACCUCUGCCUUGUUGCCGCGGGGUGCGACUCGUUGUGGCAGCGCCUCGGGGAUUGGAAGGAAGUUGGUGCCGGCAGGAUGGUGGUGGCGGCAGCGGCGGCGGUGUGCCUGCCCCAGGAGUGGGCCUGGCAGGCUGUCCUCCUGGUGACUGGACUAGCAUCUCUGACCUGCGGGUCUGACGCCAACAUGUUGGACACCAUGCUACUGAAGAACGGGUGGAAGGGAGGAUCGGAGCGAAGGACAGAGGAGAGAAGCAGCACAGCCACGGUUUUAGCUCAGAACAUGCUCUGGUGCCACUGCUACCACCACUGCCCCGAAGACUCCGUCAACAACACUUGCAUGACUGACGGAUACUGCUUCACCAUGGUGGAGGAGGAAGAGGGGGGUCUUGCUGUGCUCACUGCAGGUUGUUUGGGCCUGGCCGGGUCAGAGUUCCAAUGCAGGGACACGUGGAAUGCGCGCUCGAGGAGAGCUCUCGAGUGCUGCACCGACCAGGACUACUGCAACAGAGACUUGCAUCCCACUCUCCCUCCACUCAUGACUUCAGAUUAUGUGGACCGCAGUAUCCAGUACAUGGCUCUCUUCAUUUCAGUCACAGUCUGCAGCAUCAUUCUCGGCAUCAUCCUUGUCUUCUGCUACUUCAGAUAUAAACGGCAGGAGUCACGGCCGCGCUACAGUAUCGACCUGGAGCAGGAUGAGGCCUGCAUUCCCCCUGGGGAGUCUCUGAGGGACUUGAUAGAGCAUUCUCACAGCAUCGGGUCUGGCUCUGGGUCAGGACUCCCUCUAAUGGUGCAGCGCACCAUCGCCAAGCAGAUUCAGAUGGUGAAGCAGAUCGGAAAAGGCCGAUACGGAGAAGUCUGGAUGGGCAAAUGGAGGGGGGAAAGAGUGGCCGUGAAAGUCUUCUUCACCACCGAGGAAGAGAGCUGGUUCAGGGAGACUGAGAUCUAUCAGACCUUCCUGAUGAGACAUGACAAUAUAUUGGGUUUCAUAGCGGCCGACAUUAAAGGUACCGGCUCGUGGACUCAGCUCUACCUAAUUACGGACUACCACGAGAACGGAUCCUUAUACGACUACCUCAAGUCCAACACCUUAGACGUCAAGGCUCUGCUGAAGCUGGCCUACUCCUCCAUAUCGGGCCUAUGUCACCUGCACACCGAGAUCUACGGCACGCAGGGCAAGCCGGCGAUCGCGCACCGAGACCUGAAGAGCAAAAACAUCCUCGUGAAAAAGAACGGGUCCAGCUGUAUCGCAGAUCUGGGGCUGGCCGUCAAGUUCAACAGUAACACAAACGAAGUAGACAUCCCGUCCAACCUACGAGUCGGAACGAAGCGCUACAUGCCGCCUGAAGUGCUGGACGAGACCCUGAAGAGGUGCAAGGAGUCGUUCAUAUUGGCUGACAUGUACAGCUUCGGCCUCAUCGUUUGGGAGAUGACCCGACGUUGCAUCUCUGGAGGCAUUGUGGAAGAGUAUCAGCUGCCCUAUCAUGAUCUGGUGCCCACUGAUCCUUCCUAUGAGGACAUGAGAGAAGUUGUCUGUAUUAAGAAACAAAGGCCUUCAUUUGCCAAUCGCUGGAGCAGUGAUGAGUGUCUACGACAAAUGGGAAAGUUGAUGUCGGAGUGCUGGGCCCACAACCCCACCUGCCGCCUCACCGCCCUGAGGGUGAAGAAGACGCUUGUGAAGAUGUUAGAGUCUCAAGACAUCAAGCUGUGACAAAGAGUCGCUAGAGACUCGCUCAUCACCCAGAGACUUGUCAUCGCCACUGGCGCGGGCUCCUUACACUGGCCAAUAGAAGAAAGGGGAGGGGGGGGCAAAAAAGAAAUAGAGACCUACUGACAGAACAAAGGAAAACCGACAGCGAGGAUGAGUGAUGCAGACGGCGGUCGCAGCGGAGCCGGAGAAAUGAGAAGAUUUAUUAUAUGAGGGAGGGUGGGGUGGGAGGGGGGCGCCCUCCCAUUGUCUGAGACGCCUCCGCCUCAGACAAAGUGCUCAGGACGUGCUUUCCGUGAAAGCUGAGUGGUUCUGGUCCAGGCCGCGCAGGAGAGGACUGAAAUCCCUCUGAUCAGUCGUGAACAGAGGAAGCCCCUGCUCUGCUCUUCUAAAGCCAUGCAGCAGUAUUAUACGGGCAGUCUUUUGCACUGCUACGGCUGCCUUUGUGUGUUUGUGUGUGUUUUCUUGUCAAGCGUCAACUCAAAGAAAUGUGGAGUUCAUUGCUCAGUGAUCUCAUUGUCAAAGACAUUACUAUUAUAUUAUUAUUAUUAUUAUUAUUAUUAUUAUUAUUGAGCUGUUCGAGACUAUAUUAAUAAAACUAUUUCCUGCUGAAUCAGGAUUGUUCUAUAUAGUAUCUAUCGCUAUAUUUUCAGUAAUAAAUUGGUUAAAACUGUUAACCAAUGCUCCCUCACCGUCUCCUCCUUCCAGUCACAGUUCAUUUGUAUAAAGUUGAGCUGAAAUCUAAUAACUGAGUCCAUGCUGGGUGUUAACCCACUCCACCAGUAUGCCUUAUUUAAUCACAGUAUAUGAACUGGAUUACAUUCCCUGAUUUAAAAUAAAUAAAUAAAUAAAUACUGUCAAACACCACCGUAAGAUCGGUGCUACACAAUCAAACACAAUCGCGCCCCGUUGUCAAUGUUGCAUAUAAAUAUAAUUUAUUAUUAGUCUUAAAAAUUCUUUCUUACACUUUGUACAUGAACUUGACAGAUGAAAUGCAAGCCGUUGCGAGGGACAUCAUCAUGAGUGCCAGAAACAGACGGGCCACAUUCUCACUAUACACAGUAAUAAUUGUGAAGCUGAAGAACAACUAGGGAAUGCGAAGGGGUAGCCCACUAAGAAUGUGAAGAUUGUUUCAAAAGGAUGCAAAGUUUGCAUAGACGACUUUACAAAAAACUGGGACGACGGCCAUUGAAUAAAAUACAAAAACAAACGAAGAAGAACCAAGAACACUUGAACUGCCACAAGUGCUGUUGUUUCUAAAGAACGCUGCAUUGACAGCUAUCGCAUUUUUUUUUCUUUUUUUUAUGCACAGAAUUGGUGUAAGUGGAAUAUUAAUGGCUUCUGUCGUUAAUGUAUAAACAUCAAAGUCUGAGUUAAAACUCCUUUAUCGUCCAAAAGCACAGCUGAAUGUUGAUCUGUUAAUCCGGAGCAUGUGAAAUGACACAUAACUGAGAUGAGACAAUAUUUAGAUGACCGCUUGUGUAUUAAAUUGAAUCUCAAACAUUGUAUGUCAAUUAUUUGGUAAAAAGCAAUUGUUUUCAGUUGCAUUGGUCCUACAAAAAUAUACUUGUUUCAUUCCCUUUUCCAUA